This is a messenger RNA of Ciona intestinalis (vase tunicate), 1732 nucleotides long. The record is from RefSeq and is a predicted model, not a curated record. NCBI's taxonomy places the organism in Eukaryota, Metazoa, Chordata, Ascidiacea, Phlebobranchia, Cionidae.
UAAUGCAGUUUACCUAUGUACAGGCUCCAUAUAGGUAGUACAACAAUAUACUAGACAGAACCAAACCUUUAAAAGUUGUCAAAUUAGUUUUGUUCUCUUUACACGAUGGAUGGGUAAUGGCCGAAACAGAAAAGAUGCACUUAAAAAUUAUAGAGGGUUGUCGCCUACCUGUAAAAAGAGACCUUGAAGGCCAAUAUGAGUGGCAUUUGGCCGAGGUUUUAAGCACAAGGGAAAACAAUGGAAACUGCAUGUACUAUGUUCAUUAUGUGGAUUUUAACAAAAGAUUGGAUGAAUGGGUGGCAAAAGACAGAGUGGAUUUGUCAAAGAUUCAGCUUCCUAAAAAGGAAAAAUCUUCACACAAAAGAUCCGCAGAUUCCCGGCCAUGUAGUCCUGACAGAGAAGUUAUUGUGAACGGCAUCACUCAUUCUGACUGCCAACCAGCUGUGAAGAAAGCUCCAAACAAAUUUCCAAGAAAGCGAAAAAUAGUGGACGGGACAUCAGAUGAGGUUGACUCACAGGAAUCAGAGGCAGCUCCCAGGCAAACAGGGAGCAUGACUGUCCACGUUAACGAGGAUAAAGUCAGCAGGAUAAAAAACAUCAACUGUAUUGAGGUGGGGAAGUACAGGUUAAAACCUUGGUAUUUCUCACCAUAUCCCAUUGAGUUGACAAAAUACAGCAUCGUAUAUCUAUGUGAAUGGUGUUUAAAGUAUGUUAAAAGUAUCACCUGCCUUCAAAGGCACCUGGCAAAGUGCCAGCUAAGGUACCCCCCUGGUAAUGAAAUAUACAGGAAAUCGAAUAUUUCAUUUUUUGAGAUUGACGGCCGCAAAAACAAAUCGUACGCCCAAAACCUGUGUCUACUUGCCAAAUGUUUCCUGGAUCACAAAACCCUUUAUUACGAUACGGAUCCUUUCUUAUUCUAUGUGAUGACAGAAUACGAUUCAAAAGGUUUUCAUCUUGUUGGUUAUUUCUCUAAGGAGAAAGAAUCAACUGAAGAUUACAACGUAGCUUGUAUUUUAACGUUGCCGCCUCAUCAAAGAAAGGGGUUUGGAAAACUAUUGAUUGAAUUCAGUUACGCUUUAUCACGAAUAGAAGGCAAGGCAGGAACACCGGAAAAACCACUUUCGGAUCUCGGCCUCUUGUCCUACCGAUCUUAUUGGACGAAUACGAUACUCGGUAUCAUUAUUGGGUUGAAACCUGAACCAGGGCAGGAGAAACCUCAAAUUACAAUCAACGAAAUAUGCGAAAAAACGUGUGUGAAAAAAGAAGAUGUGAUCUCCACUCUACAACACCUUAACCUUAUAAACUACUACAAAGGACAAUACAUCAUAGUGCUCACUGAGGACGUCAUAGAGGGCCACAAACGAUCAAUGUCAAAGCGGAAAAUGCGAAUCGAACUGAGAUGUUUACAUUGGACGCCAAAGGAUUGGAGUAAACGGGGCAAGUGGUGAAACACAGUUCUUACAACGCUACAUAUAUAACACUGUAGUCACCUGGCCACGAGUUCUAUGGAAGCUACCUUAGCGAUCAAGACGUGUAGGGAUAAACAAGUGGGACGUUUACAUGCGCGUUUGGUAUUUUUAUACCAAUUUGGAUAUCCAAAAAAAGUGCCUAUGUACCAACGACCACAACGACAAUAGAAUGAUUUUGUAUUUCGUUUGUUGCCAUUCAACCAAUUCAACAUCUUUGGUUUUGUUUUUAGCGUUUUCGAAAAUUAAACAAACCAGUUCCGGCA